Messenger RNA from Aaosphaeria arxii CBS 175.79, 1670 nucleotides. Its product is annotated as mannitol 1-phosphate dehydrogenase. Gene Ontology annotation, molecular function: FAD binding. The record is from RefSeq and is a predicted model, not a curated record. The transcript has 3 exons. Gene Ontology annotation, biological process: secondary metabolite biosynthetic process. Lineage: Eukaryota; Fungi; Ascomycota; Dothideomycetes; Pleosporales. The coding region runs from base 308 to 1603 and encodes 431 amino acids.
CUCACUUGCUCACUGCCGCCCCAUGUACCUUCGGAUCGGAACGUGCAUUCUUCAGACUACGCAGAACGUGUAAUUAGACCCUCUUUUCUCUUCUUAUAUAUUAUGUCUUCUCGAUUAAACCGAAGCCAAUUGGUAGAAUUGGUCAUUGGAAGUGUCCAGCCUACCAUGCCCGGGGGUUGACGGACCGUAAUCAACAUAAGAGAUCUCAGCUCAAACUAUUCGCGAUUGGAACACUGAUUUGAAUCAUUGCAUCUAGUAUCUUCUCCAUUCUACUUCUCACUUGAUCCGUGAUCCCACCCACACCACCAUGGGCUCAGACUUCAACGUCGCCAUUGUUGGCGGUGGAAUAUCUGGAUUGACCCUUGCGAUCGCCCUCAUCGAUGCUGGCGUAAACACCACAAUCUACGAAGCCGCGCCCAAGUUCGGUGAAAUCGGAGCUGGAGUAGCUUUCGGUCCAAAUGCUGCUCGAGCAAUGGAACUCAUCUCACCAAAAGUAUAUGAUGCCUUCAUCGCAUGCAAGACAGACAACAUAUGGGAGAGCAAGCAAAACACAUGGUUUACCAUUCGUGUUGGCGACGCUAGGAAGGGGGAUAAGGACGGCUAUGCUAAGCCAGGCCUGAAAGUCGGAGACGCGUGGUUCGAUGUGAACUUCACAAAUGACUACAGCCGAGGCGGUGUCUAUCGUGCACAUUUCUUGGACGCAUUAGUCAAGCAUGUACCCGAGAGCGCAGCCAAGUUUGGAAAGAAAUUGGUGGAUGUGGAACAGGCAACGGACGGGUCAGGCGAUGUAGUGCUGCGGUUUGAUGACGGCACAACUGCCCAACACAACGCUGUCAUCGGCUGCGAUGGAAUCAAGUCGAAGACAAGAGAAAUCGUUCUAGGCGCCGAAGACCCUGCUUCUCGUGCCGUCUUCUCCGGAAAGUACGCAUACCGAGGCCUUAUCCCAAUGGACAAGGCUGUGGAAUUACUCGGCGCAGAAGUUGCGCAGAACAGUAACAUGUUCUUCGGAUAUCAUGGCCACUUGCUUACAUUCCCCAUUGAAAAGGGUAGAACUUUCAAUGUGGUUGCUUUCGCAUCUCGCGAGACAUGGGAAAAGCCUAAUUGGGUGGUGACUACAUCGAAAGAAGAGAUGGUAGCAGAUUUCGAAGGUUGGGGCAAGACUGUCCAGGACAUCGUCGGAGCCAUGGAGAAACCCGACAUUUGGGCGUUAUUCAUGCACCCUCCCGCCAAGACGUACUAUAAAGGUCGUGUAUGCCUCCUCGGCGACGCUGCACAUGCAACGACGCCUCACCAAGGUGCCGGUGCUGGAAUGUGUAUUGAAGAUUCCCUUGUUUUGGGCAGCUUACUCAAGGACGCGAAGAAUGUAGCCGAUGUCGAGAGAGCCUUUAGUGCUUACGACGAGGUCAGGAGACCCCGAAGCUUGAAGAAUGUUGUCACAAGUAAAGAGGCAGGGCAACUGUAUGAUUUCGAGCUUGAGGGUGAUGAUCUCGAUAAGGUGGAGCAGAACAUGAAGCACAGGAUGGAAUGGGUUUGGAACGAGGAUUUGCCAGCGCAAAUCGAGAAGGCACGGAAGAUAUACCAAGGCGCGAGGGCUAACAUUUGAUACCACCAUCUGUUAGUAUCUUGAAACUCAUUAGAUAGAACACGAGUCGAACAAAUAAAUUCAACCC